Molecule: messenger RNA, 3251 nt
Organism: Ectocarpus sp. CCAP 1310/34
Lineage: Eukaryota; Phaeophyceae; Ectocarpales; Ectocarpaceae
Source: the annotation of a GenBank genome assembly
AUGGUGCCUUUCGGGUCCAACAGGACAUACGCAAAGGAGGAGCUCGAGGGCAGAGGCGGUGGCACGCGUUGGCUCUUCUACGUGGUGUUCGAUGUCCUCUACGCCGAGGGUUCUGGCGGCGGGCUGGAGGACGGGGGGACGAUGGAUGAGAUAGUGAGGGACGCAGUGAAAAGCAGUAUUGCGCCGUGUCCCCCGCGUAGCGAAGUCCAGGCCGGUAAUCUCACGGCUCUUCCACUGGACGUUCGUCGAACGGUACUUCGAUCGAUCGUGACGGAAAAUGAGCACCGCCUGGAGUUCGUCAAGAGCUGGGAGGUCCCCGCUGGGGACGAGGUGGAACGCAAGAAACAGCUGGAUGAGUGCUUCGAGCAGCGCGCGAUACACCUCAACGAGGAGGGUUUGGUGGUCAAGGACCUGCACGGCCACUACAUGGUGAACACCCCGCUAUGGAUAAAGAUGAAGCCGGAGUACUCGGACCAGACGGAAGACAUGGACCUCCUCAUACUCGCGGCCGGCUUCGCGAACGGCAAGAUGCGCUCCGGGAUGCUCUCCAAGUUUCUGGUGGGCGUCGCCGUGCCCAACGAAGACGGGCAACCACGGAAAGAGUUUUACCCUCUCGCCAGGGUGGGCACCGGGUACUCAAUAAACGAGCUUGAAGACCUGAACGAACUGCUCAAGGACAAGUGGAAGUCGUUUGAUACGAGCGCCCCGACGCACUUCAACGCACAUCGCACGGUGAUUAAGAAAGCGAGCCGGGAUGGGGUACCCUUGACGAAGUGGAUAGCGGCGGAAGACUCCGUCUGCCUUCAGGUCAAGUGCAUGGAGAUCGUCAAGGCCAGCGAUUGGCCAGGGGUCUUCUGCACCAUGAGGUUCCCUCGAGUGACCCACAUCCGGAAGGACAAGGGCUCCGAGGGCUGCAUGGAUACCACGGAGCUGGCCGCCAUCCAAGCCCGCCCUCGGCUGUCCGCGGCCCCCGGCGGUCCCCGCCACCAGAACACCCAAGGGGGACACUCAGGCUCGGGAAGCAGGAGGAACGGCGGCGACGGUGGAGGCAAGAACAGGGGGCGGACGGGGGGUGGGAGGAAGGUGUCCGAGCUAUUCGCCACUGCUGGGGGCGACGAGGUUACGGUUAAGGAGAAGGUGUUCGUGGCGGCGAGCGGGAGGACCGCGCUGGAGUUGUGCGUUGUCGGAACCGGCUUUUCUGGGGUGCACGUCCCCGACGUCAACACGAUCGACGUUGAUGCCUGGUGGGCGCCUGCGGGAUCUACAAGAAGAAAGGCCGAAGGAGGUCAUGAGGGCAGGACCAAGCAGGACAUCGAACUUCUCAUCCGUGAACACGGGGGCACGGUGACGGCGAACCCGAUGCCCACGACGUCGUUCGUGGUGGUCGGAGACACGACCUCGGUCUCGGUUAAGAACCUGAUCGCCUCCCCCAAGAAGGAGUACAACGUGGUGGGGUACCGCUGGGUCCUGGAGUGCAUCCACCAGAAGGCGUACAAGUUCCCGUCCAUGGAGCACGUGCGAGCCUUAUCUCCUGAAGCUCGUGAGUACUUCGAGGCCGUCAAGGACGACUUCGGCGACGACUACACGGAGCUCACGGAUGCUGCACAAUUGUCCAAGCUGAUGCUCAACAUCCCCCCGACCAAGAGAGCAUGUCAGGGCGGCGGGAAGUGCGCGACGCCGUCGUGGCUGUCACCGCUUCUGGAGCUGGACGACGAAGACGCCGAGACGCUCAUGCAUGGACCCGACUUCCUGUUCGCCGGAAAAUGCCACGUGUACUGCGAUCUGUUCACAGACUUGGGGCCAGCGGAGCCGCCACGAGGUGCCGACGGCGACGCUAGCGGAGAUACCACCGAUCCCCGACCAGCGCGCGAGGAAAAUCCGAACAAUCCCCUGGGGUCGACGGCGCGGGCUGUUCGAGCGUAUGGAGGGGAGGUGGCUCGCUCGCUGCACGCUGGCGUGACUCACGUGGUGGUGCACCCUGAAGAUACCACAAGGAUCGGUGAUAUCAAGGACAGAAUGAGAGACCUGCACCACAGAGACGACCGCAGAUUCCACAUUCGCGUCGUCAAGCCAGAGUGGGUGUGGGAGUGCAUCGAGAGGGGCAGGCUGGAGAACCCCAAAUCCGAACACCUGAUCUCGCUCGCUCCAUCGACGAGUGAGUUUACUCACCCCGGAGGACUUCACUCUCGCGUGACGGACACGUACACGACCAAUCACAAGGACGGUUCGGGGUAAUUCUAGGCCCGCACGGCGAGGAAGAGACUUGACACAGUUGGUGCUUUCUGCAGAGUGCGAUGUCAUAAAACCAACCCAUCGGUAGCCGUGUUUCUUGGAGGAUAACGCGCCCUUCGCAUUCGACACGAGAAAACGCACCCGGUGACAACAUUUUGUACAAAACGGUAUGCGUUAUUGUGUAGGGCGUGUGAUAUGUUUUGUCGCCCUAUGGGGUUGAUCCGAGAGUGGCUUAGUGUUAUGGGCUUAUGUGAACCCAAGAAAAUAUGGCCACAGGAUGUGUUGUACGGUGUGUAGGGUGGUGUUCUGUUAUGUGGGUGUAGUUGUUUUGCGUCAACUACGUUAGUCUCACGUCUUUGGCUUGGCAUUGCUUUCGUUCUGAAGGAACUUGGAAGCGGAAAAGGCCAAGUGCUCUCGUUGGGAAAGACAGGAGCGUUAGACAAGCCGGGCUUGAGUUCAAAGGCGAAAUGUUUGCUUGUGUUGAAGGUGCCACGGUAAGGGUUGUUUAGAAACCGCAGAGACAGUACCCAAACCGCUUCCCAAGGCUCGUUAGCUGGAACCAAGACCAAUCUUAAGGCACUUCGGUCUCCUGUGUGGUGACGAUCGGUCUCUACGUCUUUUACAGUAGUCAUGCGGUGAGAAGUCUCGUACAAGGUUAGACAUCCCGCCGUACUACUCAAGAGUUAGAGGAACCUGUGCCAGCCCAUGAGAUGUGUUUUUGGGGAGACUGGAAGGUGUACUGAAAGGCGUCUUGUCUGUCUGCCGGCCUGUGGUAAAUAUUGUAUUUCGGUUCGUUUGUUUGUGAGACUUGCCGGAAUUGGUGCUGAGAGCGCGUGCAUGGCCUUGGCGCGUUGCUGUCCGCCGGCGGAGUCAAGUGUAUGUAAAGCUGGAGGGGUUCCUGGGAUAGGAGUAGGACAGUUGACUCUUCUAAUGGUACGAUGCCGAAAGGAAGUGGAGGCUCCUUUUUGGAGAAAUAUGGAUCAAUCAAGCGAACCGAGCGGGGUCAUUCUUUUGCACUA